AUGCGGCGUCAAGAGUCCGUGAAUUACGGGCGCCGUGCGGUGCAGACCGGUGCCGUCGUAGUCAUAACACUGGCGGCUCUUUUCUUGGCAUAUAUGUUCUCCGUGGGGUCCUUCUCCAAUAGCAUCGCUCCCACCGCCGACUUGCAAACCUCGUCCCAGAGUCGCAAGGUGGGUGCGUUUGGCUCUGAAUCUACAGAGGAGGCGGAAUCUACGGUCGAGGACGAGCCCGUGCUGCCGCGGAUGAAGCCGGCAAGCGUGUCAUCUCGUAGCCAGACCGAGGAUCACUCCUCUUCGAAUUCCGACGCGGAGGAAACUUCUUCGCUGGGGAAACAGAGCAAAGCAUCCGCGGAUGAGAAAGAGACACUGGAUUUGGAGCUAACCGUUGAGCGCGAUGCGACGACGGACGUCGUCACGCAAGAGCAGGAGAGCAAGCAGGAGAAGCAGAUGGAGGAGGAGGCGAGUGAGGCAGCCGAGGAGUCUACUUCCGCUGAGAAGGAGAGUGAGGAGGAAUCCAGCGCCGAAGGCGACUCGGAUUCCACAGAGAGCACUGAAGAUGGCGGCAAGGAUGAGUCCAGCAGCCCUCCGAGAGAGGAUGAAGCUGAGCAGACUAACAGCGAGACUAAGGACGAGGAGAGCGAGCCGCAAGAGGAGAAAACCGAGGAGAUUGAGACUCAAGAGGAGGAGAAGAAGAGUAAGAAAUCGAAGUCGAAGAAGAAGGAAAAGAAGGCCAAGAAGACCAAGAAGUCUAAGAAACGUUCCGGCGAUGAGGACGAGUCCACGGACGAUCAGCAGAUCGACGCGUUUCCGGUGUGUGACCCGGAGCUAUCGGAGGUGAUCCCGUGCCUGGACCACAACAUCCACAAGAAGAUGAAGCUGCACCUCAGCACAAGCCUCAUGGAGCACUACGAACGCCACUGCCCGCCCUCCAACCUCCGCGUGCGCUGCCUCGUGCCGCCGCCCGCAGACUACAAGACGCCCAUCCGGUGGCCCGAGAGUCGCGACGUGGUGUGGAAGUCGAACGUGCCGCACCCCUUCCUCGCUACCGAGAAGUCGGACCAGCACUGGAUGGUCGUGGAGGGCGACAAGAUCCGCUUCCCGGGCGGCGGCACGCACUUCCACGACGGGGCCGACAAGUACAUCCAGUCCGUCGGCCGGAUGCUCAAGAACGAAGACGGCGAUCUGUCGCUGGGCGGCAAGAUCCGUACGGUUCUGGACAUCGGGUGCGGGGUGGCGUCGUUUGGCGCGUUCCUGCUGGACCAGGGCAUGAUAGCCAUGUCGGUGGCGCCCAACGAUCGGCAUGAGAAUCAGAUCCAGUUCGCGCUCGAGCGCGGUGUGCCCGCGUGGCUCGGCGUGCUCGGGACAAAGCGACUGCCGUUCCCGUCGCGCGGGUUCGAUCUCGCUCACUGCUCGCGAUGCCGCAUCGACUGGGGCCAGAGAGACGGCGUGCUGCUGCUGGAGCUGGACCGUCUGCUGCGGCCCGGCGGGUACUGGGUGUGGUCCGCCCCCCCUGCGUACCGCGACGACGAGGAGAGCCGCACACUGUGGAAGCAAGUGACGGACGUGACCACCAAGCUGUGCUGGACCCUGGAGGUGCGCGAGGCGCAGACGGCGAUAUUCCGCAAGCCCAAGAGCGGCACCUGCUAUGCGGAGCAGCCCGAGGGCACGGUUCCCGUGCUGUGCGACGAGCGCGGGCGCGACGAGGCGAGCAGCACGUACAACGUCUCACUCUCCACCUGCAUCGCCGCUCCUGCCACAGACGACGCAGUGGGUGUGGCGCCGUGGCCGCGGCGGCUCAAGGCGCCGCCUCCGAGAGUGGCGCUCACUGACGUGGGCACCAACGCGUACAAGAAGAUGAACAAGGUGUGGGCGGAGCGGGUGGACGCAUACUGGGCACUCCUAGCCGACCGGGUCCAGCCAGACUCCAUCCGCAACGUGCUCGACAUGAACGCAGGACUGGGUGCUUUCGCAGCUGCACUCACCGCCUCCAAGCCCGUCUGGGUAAUGACAGCCGUGCCUCCCACAGAGCAACAUGCACUGGAGGUGAUUUACGAUCGGGGGCUCCUGGGCGUGUUUCACGAUUGGUGUGAGGAGUUUUCUACCUACCCUCGCACGUAUGACCUGCUGCAUGCGCACAAGGUGCUGUCGCUGGUCACUGCGCGCCGCUGCUCGACGGACGAUGUGCUCCUGGAGAUGGAUCGAAUCAUGCGCCCUGGCGGGUUCCUGCUGCUGCGUGACGCCCCUGCGCUGCUUGCUCGUGUGGCUGAUCGCGCCGCAGCGCUCAAAUGGACGGUUCUGGAGGGCCCGCUGUUGCCUGCUGCUGAUGGCUUGCCUGGGGAUGUGGAGGGCGAGGGAGAGGAGGAGGUGAUGGUGGUGCAGAAGAAGAUGGUUAGCAGCGCGAGAGGCACCUCCUCCUCCUGCCCCCUCUGCCCCGCUUUCUGUGUUGCCUGUGCCCUGCUGCGCUGGGUGCUUGGACCUCGUGCUGCUGCUUCUGCUUCGGCUGCCACCUCUGAGCUCAAGAAAGCCACACGUGUCCUUCUCCCCGUUUCCCCGCGUCCCCCUCCCCUUCCCCUGAGCUCGCCCCCUCGCGCCCCUCCCAAGCGAGCAACCGCUCCUCGCGCACCCACGGCACGAACCGCCACAUCAGCACCGGGUCAAAGAACGCGCACGAGGGGAGCAGAGCAUGCCACAUGGCAGGUUGUUACCGCCAAUGCGGCUGCUGCGCACACGUGGCAGAACGAGCGUGCGCCCGCAGUGGCGCGCGAGAGCCAUGGCUUCCGUCAGGUGGAGGCGCGCCUUGCUCAGCUGCUCCCAGAGAUUCCCGAUGGCGAGGUACCGCGCGGAUGGCGCCGCAGCUGGGGGGCGGAUGCGGGGGAAAGGGGGGAUGGGGGGAAGGGGAAGAGGGGGAGAGGGGGAAAGAGGGAGAAAGGGGAGAGGGGGAAAAGGGGAGUAGGGGGCCAUUGGGGAAUAGGAGUGGGGAACCAGGUGCAGGCGCGCGUUUGUUAG
Messenger RNA from Closterium sp. Naga37s-1, 3003 nucleotides. The record is from the annotation of a GenBank genome assembly. Lineage: Eukaryota; Viridiplantae; Streptophyta; Zygnematophyceae; Desmidiales; Closteriaceae.